AUGGCCACCAACGGUACCAACGGCACGAAUGGUGUCAAGAACAACAACGCCAAAUAUGACCCUGAAUUCACGAAACACGUCAUUGGCCUGAUGGCCGCCGAAACAAAACCAAGACAUCGCGAAAUCCUCAGCUCAUUGAUCUCACAUUUACACGACUUCAUCCGAGAUGUCGAGCUCACCCAAGAUGAAUGGAUCAUCGGUGUCAACUACGUCAACUCCAUCGGCCAGGCUUAUAAGAAGAACCGAAAUGAGGCCUGGAGAGUGUGCGACGUUCUCGGCGUAGAAUCCCUUGUUGAUGAGAUCAAUCACAAGAUCGUCACAGACGAAGGCAUCACUCCCACAUCGUCAGCCAUUCUCGGACCCUUUUGGUCACCCGAGACACCAUUCCGAGAUUUGGGUGCCAGCGUGGUUCAGGAUAUGCCCAAGGAUGGUCAACUCACAUUUUUCCACGGUGUAAUCAAAGACGCCGAGACCGGCAAAGGCAUACCGAAUUGCGUUUUCGACAUGUGGCAGGCCAGCACCAACGGCAAGUACGAUGUUUUCGACCCUGAAAACCAGACUCGCCACAACCUUCGAGGCAAGUUCCGAACCAACGAAGAGGGUAAAUUCUGGUUUUACUGCUUGAAGCCCACCGAGUAUGCCAUCGAUACCUCAGGACCUUCAGCCGACCUGCUCAAGAUCAUGGGCCGACAUCCCAACCGCCCAGCCCAUAUCCAUAUGAUGGUUACCCAUGACGAUUACGUCGGCGUGACCGCUCAAUUAUACCCCAACGACGACCCCUGGCUGGAGACCGACACCGUCUGCGCUGUCAAGGACGAUCUACUCUUGGAAUUCAAGCCCGUCGAGAACGAGCCUAAAGGAGCGACUUUGGAUGUCGAGUACAAUGUUCGAUUACUUUCGAAGAAGUAUAAGCCAGACAAUACCAUGUUGAUGGGUAAUGCCAACCAGGAUAACUUUUAA
Messenger RNA from Exophiala bonariae, 960 nucleotides. RefSeq lists its product as uncharacterized. NCBI's taxonomy places the organism in Eukaryota, Fungi, Ascomycota, Eurotiomycetes, Chaetothyriales, Herpotrichiellaceae. The record is from RefSeq and is a predicted model, not a curated record. Gene Ontology annotation, biological process: catechol-containing compound metabolic process. The coding region runs from base 1 to 960 and encodes 319 amino acids. The transcript is spliced from 2 exons. Gene Ontology annotation, molecular function: catechol 1,2-dioxygenase activity; ferric iron binding.